Molecule: messenger RNA, 258 nt
Organism: Rhizophagus irregularis DAOM 181602=DAOM 197198
Lineage: Eukaryota; Fungi; Glomeromycota; Glomeromycetes; Glomerales; Glomeraceae
Source: RefSeq, a predicted model, not a curated record
AUUGCAAAUGGUCUUAAAGAUAUUCAUAGCCAAGGAUUAAUUCAUCAUGAUUUUCAUUGUGGUAAUAUAUUAAAUGGUGUUGAUAAUUAUACUUUUAUUACUGAUUUAGGAUUAUGUCGACCAGCAAAUGUAAUACCUUCUCAAGAUGAAUACAAAAAAAUGUUUGGAGUAUUGCCUUAUGUAGCACCUGAGGUUUUAAUAGGAAAAGAAUAUACUCAAGAAAGUGAUAUAUAUGGAUUCGGAAUUAUUGCAUAUGAA